Messenger RNA from Scleropages formosus (Asian bonytongue), 3649 nucleotides. It is a transcript of the gene wdhd1, whose product is annotated as WD repeat and HMG-box DNA binding protein 1. The record is from RefSeq and is a predicted model, not a curated record. The transcript is spliced from 26 exons. Gene Ontology annotation, molecular function: protein binding; chromatin binding; DNA binding. Gene Ontology annotation, biological process: DNA repair; DNA-templated DNA replication; mitotic cell cycle. Gene Ontology annotation, cellular component: nuclear replication fork. NCBI's taxonomy places the organism in Eukaryota, Metazoa, Chordata, Actinopteri, Osteoglossiformes, Osteoglossidae. The coding region runs from base 90 to 3458 and encodes 1122 amino acids.
CUGAACCGGGUUAGUUUCCUCUUCGCAGCGCGGGAGAUUUGGACCACGGCCUCUUGUGUCCAUUAUUACUGUUUCUGAAGAUAGGGAAGAUGCCUGCGGAGAGGAAAGCGCUGCGCUAUGGUCACUCGGAAGGACACACGGACGUUUGCUUCGACGACACGGGCAGGUACAUUGUGACCUGUGGAAGUGAUGGUGACGUUCGGAUAUGGGAAGGUUUGGAUGACGACGACCCGAAGUCCAUUAACGUGGGGGAGAGGGCUUAUUCUGUAGCCUUAAAGAAUGGAAAAUUGGUCACUGCGGUGUCCAACAAUACCGUCCAGCUUCACACGUUUCCCGAAGGCGAUCCAGAUGGAAUCCUGACACGCUUCACCACUAACGCCAACCACGUGACCUUUAACGGCGAUGGGUCAAGAGUGGCCGCUGGAUCCAGUGACUUUAUGGUGAAAAUUGUGGAGGUGUCUGACAGCAGUCAGCAGAAGACGCUGCGUGGACAUCAAGCACCUAUCCUGAGUGUGGCCUUUGACCCGAAGGAUGAGUUUUUGGGCUCUUCUAGCUGUGAUGGAUCUGUAGCUGUGUGGAAAAUAGAUGACCAGGUACAGGUGGUCAGCUGGAAUGUGUUGCAGAAAUCCAGCGAUGUCAGCAAUGCCAAAUCUCUGUGUAGACUGGCCUGGCAGCCAGGUUUCGGAAAGCUCUUGGCUGUUCCAGCUGACAAAUCUGUGCAGCUGUAUGAGAGGAACUCUUGGAACAACGUGAGCAGACUUUCUGAUGACUUCAUCGCACAGCCUGUGAAUGUGGUAGCCUGGUCUCCCUGUGGAAAGUUCCUUGCUGCUGCCACUAUUGGGGGUUUCAUUGUAGUGUGGGAUGUGGACACCAAGCAGUGUAUAGAGAGGCAAAAGCACGAGAAGGGUUAUACAGUGUGUGGGCUAUCCUGGCAUCCAUCUGGGGGUCAAAUAGUCUAUACUGACACCGAGGGCUGCUUGGGACUUCUGGAUGGGGUGGCUGCCUCAUCUCCCCAACAUGGGUCGAAGAACAAUGAGAUGGUAGUAAACAAAGCGAUGGGAAACUAUGAUGACCUGUUUGAUGAGGAUGACGAUGGCCAUCUCGCAGAGGACUUGAGUGAAAACGGCUUGGCAGCUAACACCGUCACCGGUGGUGGCAAUGAAGAUGAUGAAGACGAUGACCUGAUGCCCUCCACCGGAAGACCUCGGAACCGUGGAGCCUUCCUCGAUGAUGACGACGACACUUCCGUUGAUGCUGGUUCAGUGAAGUACGAGAAUGAUGGUAGGGUUGGCACCCCCCUGCCCUCUGUGCCUUGUCCAGCUGUGUCCCAGCCCCGCUAUGAGGGGCCCAUGCCCACACCCCCACAGAAACCGUUUCAGCCCGGAUCUACUCCUGUGCACCUCAUGCAUCGUUUCUUGGUGUGGAACUCAGUUGGAAUCGUGCGUGGGUACAAUGACGAGCAGGACAAUGCCGUUGACGUGGAAUUCCAUGACACGUCCGUUCACCACGCCAUGCACCUCACCAACACUCUUGGCCACACCAUGGCCGACAUGUCCCAGGAGGCAGUGCUGCUGGCCUGCGAGGGAACGGAUGAGCUUGCUAGUAAGAUCCAGUGCUUGCACUUCUCUUCCUGGGACACCAACAAGGAAUGGAUGGUGGACCUUCCCAAAGAGGAGAAUGCCAAGGCUCUAUGUCUGGGGCAGGGUUGGGCGGCUGUGGCCACCAGUGCCCUGCUGGUGCGGAUCUUCUCCAUUGGUGGGUUGCAGAGGGAAAUCUUCAGCCUACCCGGACCCGCAGUGUGCAUGGCAGGACAUGGACAACAGCUGCUUAUUGCUUACCACCGAGGUACUGGAUUUGAUGGAGAACAGGCUCUCGGGGUCCAGUUGCUGCAGUUUGGCCAGAAGAAGAGGCAGGUUAUCCAUGGGGAGCCACUCCCACUCUCUCAGAAGUCAUACCUUUCUUGGAUGGGUUUCAGCGCUGAGGGCACACCGUGCUUUGUUGACUCGGAGGGCACGGUGCGCAUGCUAAACCGCAGCCUUGGGAACACAUGGACUCCAGUAUGCAGCACUCGAGAAAGCUGCAAGGGGACGUCGGACCACUACUGGGUGGUGGGUGUCCAUGAGAACCCCCAGCAGCUCAGGUGUAUUCCUUGUAAAGGGUCCCGCUUUCCUCCAACACUGCCUCGCCCUGCUGUGGCAAUCCUUCCUUUCAAGCUGCCCUUCUGCCAGACCGCCACAGAGAAGGGUCAUAUGGAGGAGCAGUACUGGAGAUCUCUGCUCUUCCAAAAUCACUUAGACUUCCUGUCCUCCAGUGGAUAUGAAAUAGACGAGGAGGCAAGGAGCAAGGGUCAAAAGGAACAGCAGGAGCUGCUGAUGAAGAUGUUUGCGCUGUCGUGCAAACUGGAGAGGGAGUUGCGCUGCAUGGAGCUGGCGGAGCUGAUGACCCAUAGCGUGGUCACGCUGGCGAUCCGUUAUGCCACACGCUCCCAUAGGAUGGCCCUGGCACAGCGUCUUGGAGAGCUUGCCCUGGAGAAGGCGACCGCUCAGCACGAGGAAGAUCACGAAGAUGACGAAGAGCAAUCUGAAUUGCCUAGCACUAGGCAGAUGUCUGGGUAUAGCCAAACAGGCAGUAAGUGGAAAGAGAGCCAUCAGCCAAAUUGCCAGCAAACACAGAAGGAAGAGCUGGAAGACGAGGAUUUGGGGGAGCAAGAUGACCGGGAGGGGAUGGAUUCUAGAGAGGGAACGGAGGGCCGGAAACCUUGUUUGCCUCUGUUCAACAAAGCUGACAUCUCACCAGAAAGAACAUCUUUAAAACCCUCUAGCAAAGAAGGGCGCGUUAAUCCUUUCAAGGUGUCUGCGUCAAACCCUUCUGGUUUGUCUGCUCAGCCCCGGGCAACCAAUGUCCUGGACAGCAUGACACCAUCAAGCAGAAAACCUUUGUCACUAGGAAUCUCUGGAGGAAAACAAAGUAAGGAACCAGCUCUGAAACCCCUGGUUCCACGACCCAAGUCAAAGACUCAGGUUACUCUGCUACAGAUGAAUUGUCCAAAGAUUGCAAGAAAGAAUCUAGAACCAGCUACAGAAGAACCAGCACAGAAAGACACUAUUUCUCCUGCUAGCCCUCCUGCCAGUACAGAGAACUUGAAACCAAAGACUGGUUUCCAGCUGUGGCUUGAAGAGAACCGUAAAAGGAUCCUGGCUGAUAAACCAGACCUGGAUGAAACCGAUAUCAUCAAGGAAGCCAUGAGCCUGUUUCGGGCCCUGUCAGCUGAGGACAGACUGUCCUGGACAGAGAGAGCUAAAGGGCAGUCUGGAGGGACUGCAGAUCUGAAGAAAAGAAAGAGGAGAGAGGAGAAUGUGGAGGAGAAGAGGAACGAGCUGCAGGAGAACAGUACCAAGAAAACCAAGACCGUGGACACGUCAGCUAGGCUGUCUGCGUUCGCUUUCAACAAAACCUGAGAUGAAAUUCAGCCCAGAUCAGUUAAGGUCUUAUGUGUUCCUUUUAAGAAAUUUUUUUUCUUUUUUUUUUUUUUUAUGAGUGAAGGUAGCAAUUGUAUCAUACAUGUUUCUUCAUAAUUUUUGCUGCAGACUGUAAGACAUGUUAAAAAUGUGAUUUUUAGAAUGAUUGCUUUACACCAUUAGGAUUUGUU